ACACCCUGAUCACCUGAUAACGGCGAGUUUUGAUAGCAUUAAAAGUAUAAAUCGUGAAUUACCAGAUAGACUUCAUCAGUUCCACAGGUUUUGUUAAGUAAGAUGGUGAUCGCGAAAAAAAUAAUUUACGCCAAACGAUUUGAGGGUGAGCCGACGCCCUCGAAUUUUCGAUUGGAGACCGAAGAGCUGCCGGCUCUUGGCUCUGGGGAAAUAUUAUGCGAAGCGGAGUAUCUGAGUGUCGACCCCUACAUGCGACCUUACAUGUCGCGGUUCCCCGUGAACAGUGUUAUGAUUGGCGGUCAAGUGGCCAAGGUUAUCGAAAGCAACAAUCCCAAGUAUCCUGUUGGCUCGCACGUAUUUGGAUAUUUCGGGUGGAGAUCCCAUACAGUCGUGAAACCAUCUGAAGGCACAGUUGAAAAUUCAAUGAAUCCAGAUGAAGUGACGCGUCUCGAUGACUUUGAAGGACUUCCAUAUUCGCUUGGAAUCGGUUAUCUUGGCAUGCCAGGCUCCACAGCCUACUUUGGGUUUCUCGAAUUAUGUAAGCCGAAGGCAGGGGAAGUUGUGGUUGUGACGGGAGCAGCAGGGGCGGUUGGAAGUCUUGUGGGACAGAUUGCAAGAAUCAAAGGAUGCAAAGUCAUCGGAUUUGCUGGGUCUGACGAAAAAUGUACGUGGUUGAAAGAAGAACUGGGUUUCGAUUACGCUUUCAAUUACAAAACAUGCGAUGUUGGCAAAAGUCUGAAUGAAGCUGCACCCACUGGUGUCGAUUGCUACUUCGAUAAUGUUGGCGGUGAAAUCAGCUCAGUCAUAAUCAGUAAAAUGAAUAAGUAUGGAAGGAUUUCCGUUUGCGGAUCGAUUUCCGGUUACAAUGACACCAAAAUACGUCUAGCUCCUGUUGUGCAACCAUCCUUUAUUUUCAAUGAGUUAAAAAUGGAAGGAUUUUUGGUCCAUAGAUGGAAAGAUCGCUUCCCAGAAGCUGUUAAAGCUGUAAGAGAUUGGAUCAAAGAUGGCAAAGUGAAAUAUAGAGAAACUGCUACGAAAGGAUUCGAAAACAUGCCCCAAGCAUUUAUGGAUAUGCUCAAGGGAAAGAAUUUAGGAAAAGCAGUUGUACAGGCAUAAAUUACUAUUUUCCAAAUAUUUGGCAACUUUUCCUUUAUGUAUAUGUUACAAUUUUCAUUAAAAUUAUUUUAAAUUAAAUGAAUUAUAAGUCGUA
Messenger RNA from Hermetia illucens (black soldier fly), 1210 nucleotides. Its product is annotated as prostaglandin reductase 1-like. The transcript is spliced from 6 exons. Gene Ontology annotation, cellular component: cytoplasm. The record is from RefSeq and is a predicted model, not a curated record. Gene Ontology annotation, biological process: prostaglandin metabolic process. Gene Ontology annotation, molecular function: 2-alkenal reductase [NAD(P)H] activity; 15-oxoprostaglandin 13-reductase [NAD(P)+] activity. NCBI's taxonomy places the organism in Eukaryota, Metazoa, Arthropoda, Insecta, Diptera, Stratiomyidae. The coding region runs from base 103 to 1116 and encodes 337 amino acids.